This is a messenger RNA of Hypanus sabinus (Atlantic stingray), 877 nucleotides long. Its product is annotated as interferon alpha-inducible protein 27-like protein 2A. The coding region runs from base 1 to 405 and encodes 134 amino acids. The record is from RefSeq and is a predicted model, not a curated record. The transcript has 4 exons. Gene Ontology annotation, cellular component: mitochondrion; membrane. Gene Ontology annotation, biological process: apoptotic signaling pathway. Lineage: Eukaryota; Metazoa; Chordata; Chondrichthyes; Myliobatiformes; Dasyatidae.
AUGAAAGUGAAGAGACCAGCAGUACAGGGUUGGCCCCUUGCUGACCAAGGGGGCUGGAAUAAGAAUCUCUUUGGAGAUUGGUCAACUGCUGCCUGGGUUGCUGGUGGAGCAGCUGUUGCAGUGGUCGGAGCCCCUAUUGUUGUUAGCGCAGCCGGGUUCACCGGAGCCGGAAUAGCAGCUGGAUCCGUAGGAGCUAAACUGAUGUCUGCGGCGGCGAUAGCCAAUGGAGGAGGGGUAGCGGCUGGCGGUACUGUGGCAGCUCUCCAGUCUAUUGGAGCCGCUGGAUUUACUGCUGCCGGUACUGCUGCUGUUGGAACCGUCGGAGCUGUUGCUGGCCGUGUAUCCAAAGCCAUUUGUGACAGUCCUUCAGAUGAGUCCAAAAUCCAACAGGCCGCUUGCAAGUGACACACAGUAGAAGCCAGCCAAGAUCAUAGCAAAAUAAGCUUUCUCUCUUUGGAAUGAAAGAUUAUUUACAAAACUGUGUGUAGGAUGUUAUAGCAUAUAAUUUUAGAUUAGUCUGUAUUACAAUAUCUUCUGAUUUAUGAAACAAUCUUCAUUGAGGAGUGGGUUAAAUAUUCUAAACAAGUGUCUAGAAAUGAAAUGAAAAACACUGUAAAUAUGGAGUGGAUGACUGUCAUGAAAUGUCAAGUCAUUGUUUCACACCACGUUUGUAUCCGGAGCUGGAUAUUUUCAGCCCUGUUCAAGUUUCAGUUUUCUAGCUUGUACAAUAUUUUUCACUUGGAAUGCAUUACUGCAAAGUCUGAAAGCAUCCCAUUCUAAACCUGGCUACUGGGUAAACGGAAGCUCUGUCAUAGCAUUCCAUAGAAUGUUUCACAGGGGGUUGUUAAGUGAAUCAGUAAAUAAAUUGUCAACAGGU